AUGCCCCGCACGCCCAUCUGCUUCGCGGUUUGCGUGGGCGGCUGCAGAAAGGAAGGAAAGGGAGACAAGUUUCCUGCCACGACCUUCCUCAUUUUUGGAUCUAAGUCAUUGCCCUUUCUUUGCAGCAUGAUUUAAUGCACAAGCACGCUGUAAACGCAACAGUUACUUUGCGGGAUGUAAGAUCCAGGAUUAACCUAGUCCAGCCUCCAGUUUCCAACGGUGGGCAGCCCCAAUGCCUGCGAGCUCAUAAGCGAGACAGGAUAGCGCUGUCUUUCCGCCAAGGCUGGCUCAAUACGUUUUGCAGCCUGAGAUGAAGGACAAGUUGGUGCCUUGCUUCACACGCAGAACCUUACUGGAAUGGCACUGAGGACAGGACAGAACCUUUCAUUUCACCUGAGAAAAGAGGCUUGUUCAGGGAGCUCAGGACAGGCUUUGUGGCAUCCACAUUUCUGGAAGCGCAGGCGGAAUGGCCGGGUGCUGCCGCCUAACACUUGCCACCUGAAGUGAUUGCCCCACCUCUGCCUAGUGGCAGGUCAGCAGUGCAACUCACCUAGCCAAAGUGGCAAAGUUUUUGGGGGCCCCUGCAAGGUAGAGCAAUACAAGCCCCUGUUGGGAAGUGGUGAGGUUUGAAGAAGAGCAGUGUAGGCACCGCUGUAUCCGCAGCUCCAUCACUCACCCAUGCUACCUAGGGCAGAAAGUGGGGGGCAAACGAAAACCUUUCGGGAUUUUCCACACCCACCCAUACAUUUGGUGGGCAGAAAAGGGAACUCCAUUGGUAGAGGGCAGCAGAGCUGUUUGAGACUCAAUGAAGUGAAUCCUCUGCCUCAUCUGCCACCUUACUGUGAAUUAAGGAUUUUUAAAAAUCUUUUUAUAUAUUUUUAUUAUAUUUAAAGCUAAGAAGGUGGUUUCAGAAAUUACUGAGACUCAGCACUGAUCAAUUGGUCAGUCAAGUCCUCAUUUGGCUGACAAUACUUGAGAGUAACUUCCAUUUUUUGUUUGAAAGAGCAAUUAUUGUUCAAAUGACGCUUUGAGGUGGAAUUCAUUCACAUACCAUCAAAUGUAGGUUGUGCUAUUGGAGCUCUUCCACAACAAACCCAUGUCCCCUAAAUUUGGCUUUUUGCAAUAAAGUGUAGGAUAAUAACUCUUGCUUGAACUAACCUCCACACAAACAAAUAAGAAAGAAUGCUCAAUAAAUAGCUGCCAUCUAAUAUCCCUGCAAACAAAUCAAAAUGAAUACUGAAGAAACAGGUUGUCCGGGAGCAACCACAGUGUAAAUGUUAAAUCCCACAUGUGAACUGCACCUGAUGGUUGCAUUUCUGUUUUACAUAUUCAUAGGCUUCCUCAAGCUGGUUGGCUGCUGUUGGCCUUCUUCACAGCCCUGUGACUGGUGCUGCAGUUAGAGGGAUCUUUAAUGACAGCACCAGUGAUUCAGUGCCCUCUUUCUCAGUAAAGGGGUCUGCAGAUGAUGUAAAAGUACAGAAUAGCAUUCCAUAUACCUUUGCCAGCCAAGGUAAGUGGUCAAUGCUACACAAUCUCCGUGUGGAGGUUUAACUUUGCAGAUUUUAGUUAGAAAGACUAGAAGCAACUUGUUUUUAAAAUAUCUCUGACAAUACCUUUUUAUCAUGCUUUUUCUUUUAGAAUCUCCUUUAAAAUUCUUUCCACUUGCAGUUUGAGGGUAUGAAAAAGCAACUUUUAUUAUUUGGGUAGUGUCUGAUUGCUGAGAAGGAUUUAAGAAGUGUCAAUACUCUGACUAUUUGCAGAGAUCUUAAGAAAGUUUGAUGAAGUACCCAGACAUUUGGUGCAUGUCUCAGAUAAAUUUGGGUCUGAAUUCAGGACUGAGUCAUGAUGAAUUUGUCAGGAUUCCUCUUGAGAAAACUUUUUGAGAAAGGUUGUUUUGGAAAGGGCAUCAGAUUCUUUCAAUAUCUUGAGAUAAUGUCUUACUGUUCAAUGUCUUCUGUAUGCAGUGAGAGGUUUGGCUGUUUGGUAAAGUACCUUUGGCAGCUGAUGGAAAUAGUUUCUCACAGUACUGUAGCUGUGUUUUUACAUUCUUUCUUUAGAGAUUUCUGGAGGAGACUAUAAGGGUGCAGAUAGUAACUCUAGCUGUAACAUGGUCAUGACUGGUGAGCAUGCUUGCAUUGGCACAAAUGUGGGGCUUCAAUCCAUAAAAGACCUACCCUGAUGAACAUCUGACUCCUGUAAUUCAGUCAACAUUGGCAUAUUCACUGCAGCCAAAAUAGGCACAGAAGGUGCAAAAGAGUGCCAGAAAGAAUGCCGUGAUUAGAUAGGAGGGUAGAUUUCAGUUAAAUGUUCAGAAAUUCUUACUCAUUAUAAGAACAGUUUAGCAGUGUUAUAGGCUAAUGGGAAUGUUGUAGGAUCUCUUGGGGGAUGCUUCUUAGAAUAUAUGAUAUACUACUUUGGGCUGGGUGUUGAAUUUUCCAACUCUUCCAGCUCUAUUGUUUGUUUUCUCUAGACAGACUGUAGUAUUUGAACAGAGAUAGAAGAUGAAUAAAGGAAAGAAUCAUUUCCGUACAUAUGGAAGGCUUAUGAUUUUUAUAAAAUACUAGAUAGUAUAUAUUCUCUUCCUUUCUUUUGCCGCUCCAGAUUUCUGGCCUUCAAAAGUGUUUUUUAAAAAAGAAAAGUCAUCACCUAUUGUGUCGCAUUCAUAAGUUGUGCCUGUAUUACAAUCUCCUUACCCAAAUAACUCCUACUAUUUUGUUGGAUACUAACCCUGCAUCUUAAAGGAGAAAUAGAUAUGAAUGGGAAUCCUAUUGCUGAUCAUUGUGAUUACAGACCUACUUCUGGACAUGCUGGUGGACAAAAAGGAGACACUUGUGUUGAAAGAGACUGUUUCUUUUCCCCUGCUUCUUACUAUGCAUCCAUAAUAUCACAUCUCCUCAGCCAGCCAGAACCUAACGGUGAGCUAGAUCCUAGCUUUCUUCUCCCUUCCUCACAGAAAACUGAACUGCUGUUCCAAAGUGCUGGGAAUGGCACAUGUUCCAGGGAAGCCUCCUCCCCGAGUCCUGACUGUGGCUUGAUUAACUCUAGUCAGUUCCAUAAUGAACACCUGCAAGCUAAGAGGGCCAGGGUGGAAAAUAUUAUCCGGGGAAUGAGCCUGACACCAAACCCUAUAGUGCCUGGUAUCCAAGUGGAAGGAGAUCAAAACCAUUUAGAGAAAGUAAAGGGGAGCUAUAGAGAGAACAAGAGAAAGCAGAGAGUUCCUCAGCAGCAAAGUCUGCACGAUAUUUCUCUGGCAAGAGCUGGCCAAAAUGGUAUUCAAGUGGAAGAAUACCUCCAGCUGAAAAAACAGCUCCACAUUUUGCAGCAGCAGCUGAAGCAACUACAAGAGAGGUUUGCUCAGCCUCAUGAACUGAAUGAUUCCAGUCCAAGCCAAGGAAGUAUGGAGAAGACUUUGGGUUUGCUGAAGGAAAAGUUUGGACAAAGCUUGGAUAGCGGUAGUCAAGGUGUUUCAAGUGGCUAUCGCAGAGAUCGUUUUUGUAGAAGCAUCCCCAAGACGAGAGGAUCUGAAUGGUCAGAGAAAGGAACAAGAACAUCAGAUUCGCAUAGUCUGACUUCAGAAGACAGAGCUCUUUCAGAGAUAUUGAAACGUGAGUUAAUACAGGUGGUGACACAGGCUGUGGACUCUGUCUUGAAGCAAGUAUUGCCUGAAUCCCCAGACCCUCAGCCCCAUCUGCCAAGUAGUCCCACAGUAACAGCCUCCUCUACUGGGAGAGAAUUUACAGGUGCUGCAGCAAGUGCAUCCAGCAAAUGGCUUCCUAAGAUUUCUUCCCAUAAAAGCACCAUUUCAGUAGCCACAGAAAAACCUCCUGCUUUUCCUUCCUAUCCCAUCCGCUCAAAAAUGGAGAGAAAACCCUGCCAAGUACCACCCGUGAAUUAUCCCUUGGUUAUGACCUCUGAAGUUCAAGGAAACAGUAUUUUUAGCCAAAUGCUGCUAUGUGGUCAGAAUAGCCCUUGGGGCAGCCUGUCUCCAAAAAUGGUCCCUUCUCCAGAAUGCUUAGAUAGGCCAUGGCGACCAAUCAAACUGAAGUCAUCUGUCAUGAGACACCAGCGAUGUCCAACACCCUAUAAAUCUGCUGAAAUUGAAAGUUUGGCCUCUCUUCCAGCUUCAAAUUCAGAGUUGGCUGAAAUGCAAGCUUUGAUGGAUGGAAUGUACUUCCCUUCAAUACAUAUAUCCUUCCUGUAUCAUCAGCAUCUUGCAUCAGCUGUGAGUGGCUGUUAGUAGUAGGCAAAUCUGUUCAUUACAGCUUCUCCCAGUUUCUAACUAUUUUUUCAGUUUCCAUUGGUGUUUUUUUUAUUAUCCUCAGGAAAAUUCACCAGCCUUCCAGUGCAUAUUACGUCUAACUAUAAUGCACUUUUUUUGUUUCCCCCCACUAAUACUGGCACCAUCCUUACUGAGAUUCAGACAUCCAGUCAAAAGCACAGUAUUUUAUUUCAGCAUCAGGGGCAUUGCUGCAGGGGGGAAUGGGUUAUGCACUCAUCACCCCACUCCAAAAUACAUUCUCCAAAAACAGUUUCUAACCAAGUGACCCCAAUGGGAUUUUUGUUUUACACACACUUGGCUGUAGCAUUUCACAUCACAUUGAGCUAGCAUAUUUGAACAGCAAAUAACAUAUUUUGACAUUCUGUAACCAGAAUCUUACAGGUUUCCCUCAUUACAUGAAGAAGCAGGACAACUCCACUACUUUAUGUUCUGGAUAAAUUUAUAGAACUUAAUAAGAAGUAAGUAAAAGUUUAUCUCAUUCAUCAAAUGGCUCUGCCCUUGCAGGAAUGGAGCAACAGAAACAUUAACACAUGAGGGUUUUUGUAUGUAACUUUUAUAGAGGUGACCAGAAUAAAUUAUUUACUCCCACCCUGCUAAAAUACCCAGGAAGGAUCUAGUUAUUGGCUGACACAAACAAAAUAAUAGCAAAAAUAGUUACUAGAUUUCUCUUUUCUGCUGCAAAGACCCAUAAAGAGAUUUUGUUAACUUCAUUGUAUCUUGGUUUGUUAAUGUCCUUAGUUUAUAUGUAAGUACUGUACCAUAUAUUUCAACUUGGUUUUUUAAUCUCUUAGCAACAGCAAUGUAACAAUAGUCUAGGCUAAAAAACAGGCUUUGCAGCUCAUCUAGCUCUGCCUAGUUCUCCUUAGUAAAGGCACUGUCUCUCUUAAACAUUCUCUGUCAGAUUAGCCCAUAAAAGCCUGACCUCAGCAUCUGAACUAUUCAAGAUUCAACAUUGUGUUAAGGGCUCUCAUCAUGCCCAAACAUUUAGAGAGCUAUCACACCUUUAAGAGCUGUGCAGAAGGAAAAAUUAUCUCAGGUGAAGCUUCCCUCACCACUGCAAGUAAAGACACACCUAAACAAAUUCUGCCUUCCUUUUAGGAUUGGUUCUUUUAGGAUCUGGAUCUGGGAAGCUUAACUGCACUACAUGUGCCUAUGGAACAAGAGAGAUUUCCAGAAAAAUAAAUGCAAGUCAAACAAGUGACUGGUACAAUGCAGGAUCUCACACUAGGUCAGAUACUACUCCUGAUGAAUAACUCCUGACCUAGGGUGAGAUCCUGCAUUGUAAUAGCUUUGAUCAUUGAGAAAACUAACAUGGACGAUAGAACCUGCACUCAGUAACGUGACUGCUCAGCUUCCUCCCCUUCCUCUUGCUGUGACAAGUUGAUUCCUGCACGCUACAAUUGAUAGACAUGGAAUCACUGCUAUAUAAUGACAACAAGAAACACCAUUUGCCAGCAAAAGCUCUGCAUCAGGAGUUGGCCGCCCUUAAACAUUGUUCAGCAAUUGUUCAGCAAGGUAGAGUGUUACACAGACCCAACUAAUGUUAGCUAGGGGGACUGGGAACAGCAAGCAACUUUUUCCUUGACUCCGAAUUACAUCCAGGAAGCUUUAACCCCUGGCCAUCUGAAAAAGGCUAAGCUGAUGUUCUUCUUCUCUCGCUACCCCACAUCUUCUCUGCUGAAAACCUACUUCCUAGACGUCCAGGUAAAAGUAUUUGGCUUAUUGUAUUCCAAAGUUAAUGUAAAAAUGUGCAGAUGUUGAUUUAUUACAGGUUUUGUUCCAAGAAACUGAAAGAGGAAGAAAGGUAUUGCAAGAAAGAAGUACCAGCUAGCAAAUGUGCAUACCAGUAUGUACAAAAUAAUUGUAAUUGAGGGGUGGGUGAGGGGUUGUUGUUUGUUUGUUGUUUUAUUAUGUAUUUGUGUUUUUAUAUUGUAGUUUUAUGUUGUGAAGCAGCCCGAGAUCUACGGAUGAAGGGCUGUAUACAAAUUUAAUACUUACAAAAUAAAUAAUAAUUUUAGACUGUACCACUCCUGCCUGUCUGCCUAGUCCCCAGCCUCUCAUUUGGAUAAAAUGUUUCAUUCUGGGGUAUGCUUGUUUAUUGGUGAGCUAUAUUAGGUUUGAUUUUGAUGGAGAAAGGUGGAAUGUAAAUAAUUAAAAUAAUACAUUGGAUUGGAUCAGUACAUCCUCCGUAAGGUUGUGGGUGUCAGGUUGGAAUCAGUGCAUACCACAAAACAGUUCAGAAUUUCCCUGACUUUUCUCAUGAGUGAAGCACAAGGCCUCUUUGGAGAUCAGUGGUGGAGCGUUGGUGGUCCCUAGUGACAGUUUACAGAGCAGCAGUAUUAUUAUGCUUAUUCACAAUGGAUGGCAGGGGGAGGGGAGGAAUGGAUGGCCCAUUGGUGCUAUAGACUUAUAGAGGCAUUGUUUUCCACAAGAAGUUGAAGAAGGAAUUAAAAUAGAGGUUUGACCUGGUUUUUGAUAUAAUGCAUAUAUUCCCAGUAAAAACCUGGCAGUGUUUAUCUUUGUGGGCAAGACCUACUAAUAGGUUUGCUUGAAAGUAUGUCUUGAUUAGCAAAGGACAUAUUUUUCCCUGCAAUUAUUCUUUUAGUUCAGUGGUGGUUAACAUAGGUCUCUCCAGGUAUUGUUGAACUCCACCCUCAGCCAGCAUGUCAGGGAUGGUGGGAGAUGUAGUGUAGAAAAAUCUAGAGGAUCACAUCAGCCACACAAUCUGUCUGUUGCCCCCUUGCCCUAUUGAAAGUGACUUCUGCUCCAAAAUAAAGGGGCAAGGUGGAACCUGCUAAUUAAGAAGACAAGCUGUCUGCAUCGGGGGAGUCAUAUGCCCAUGACUCACUGUUUCUGCUCAUGUCUUCAUGCUCCUUCACCAUGGGUGUUUUCAAUGUUAUGCCUCCAAAAUCUGUCUCAAUAUUUCCCAUCCACACAGGUGGGAGGUGCUUGUUAGGAUGUACAUAUCCAAGAAUACCAUGUUACAUGCUCUUUCCAUAGUUCACCCGCUGCAUCACCUCCCAGCUCAUCAAGUGGUUUAGCAACUUCCGUGAAUUUUAUUACAUCCAGAUGGAAAAGUUUGCCAGGCAAGCCGUCUUGGAGGACCUCACAGAUCCCAGUGACCUCAUUGUUACCAGGGACUCUGAGCUCUUCCGGAUCCUCAAUGUGCACUACAACAAAGGGAAUGAUUUUGAGGUGAGGUUACACUUGCUACAUAGUUUUAUUUUGCCUCUUGUGGCAUUUUUCUGAGAAAAUGCCCUUUUUACCAGAACUAGAUAACUCCCUAAAACAUAAGGACAUAAACAGUGAAACAGAACACUUUAGGCUGUGCAGAAAUGUAGUCUUUUAAGCACACUGGUGUUGGUUUCCCCCCACAAUAUGCUUUUGUACAUUGCAGGUGGUAAUUGUACAUGCCUUCGUACAAUCAUGUCAUCUAAAGCGGCAGCAUGUACAUCUGUCUGUACACACAGAUCAACAUGUUUUUUCCAAACUAGUGCACAGCAAUGUUCUUUAUUCCCCUCUCCUCAAUUAGUGUUUUAAUAUAAUUAAGCAAGCAAGGAAACUUUUUCUGCAGGAUAUUCAGGACAUUCACUUUGAUGAAGAUCAGUCCACCCUAAGCACAUGUCAAAUUGACCAGUGGCUGCUUCAUAGUCCUAACUUUCUUCUUCUCUGUCUGUAGGUUCCUGAUGGUUUCCUGGAUGUUGCUAGUCUGACCCUUCAGGAGUUCUUUAGUGCUGUCAGGGCAGGGAAGGACUCGGACCCGUCCUGGAAAAAGCCGAUUUACAAAAUAAUUUCUAAACUAGAUAGUGAAAUACCAGAUGCAUUUAAAUCCUCCACUUGCCCCAAAGAGCUGAACCAAGGUUAA
Molecule: messenger RNA, 8144 nt
Organism: Podarcis lilfordi (Lilford's wall lizard)
Lineage: Eukaryota; Metazoa; Chordata; Lepidosauria; Squamata; Lacertidae
Source: the annotation of a GenBank genome assembly